AUGCCUCGACCAAGUGCAUACUAUCAGAUUACUGAAAUUACCAAUUAUCUGUAUUUGUCCGGUGUACCGGCUGUUACGGCUGAUAAAUUAAAACGAAAGCGUAUCACCUGUAUUAUUAAUGCAACUAUUGAACAACCAAAUAUGUACAUUCCAGGUGUCGAGUGUGUAAAAGUAGCUAUUGAAGAUAACGUUCUUGCUCGGAUCGACCAGUACUUUGAUACGGUUGCUGAUAAGAUUAAAAGCAUAAAGGAGCGCGGAGGUCGAGUUCUAGUGCACUGUGUUGCUGGUGUUUCCAGAUCGGCGUCGUUGUGCAUAAUCUAUUUGGUGAAACAUGAAAAUAUGUCCCUUCGUCAAGCUUACUAUUGCGUAAAGGCUGUAAGACCGAUAAUUAAGCCUAAUAUCGGAUUUUGGAGACAAAUGGUAGACUAUGAGAGGAAAUACCGAGGCUCGUCAUCUGUAUCAAUGGUACAGAUAUCUGGUCGAGAUCUUGUUAUACCCGAUGUGUACUGCUCAGAUCUCAAAAAGAGCUCUGUCCCACUGUUUCGCUCGCCUCGAUUACAUUAUAUCAGUACCCCAACUUCGUCGCUCAAUCAAGAGUUCAUUCUUUCUGAAGAUUCAUAA
Molecule: messenger RNA, 621 nt
Organism: Enterobius vermicularis (human pinworm)
Lineage: Eukaryota; Metazoa; Nematoda; Chromadorea; Rhabditida; Oxyuridae
Source: the annotation of a GenBank genome assembly